Achroia grisella is the source of this 740-nucleotide messenger RNA. RefSeq lists its product as uncharacterized. The coding region runs from base 420 to 740 and encodes 106 amino acids. The transcript has 5 exons. The record is from RefSeq and is a predicted model, not a curated record. Lineage: Eukaryota; Metazoa; Arthropoda; Insecta; Lepidoptera; Pyralidae.
CAUCCCACAAGAGCGUCCCGGUGUCACAAUUGCCUGCCAUUCAAAUCGAGGAGCCACCGGAAUUAGGCACACGUAAGGUGUCAGAGACAACGAAGAAGUCUGUGACCAUACUUCCGGAGUACUCGGAAUUUGGCCUCGCCAUACCAGAAAAGGACAGUGACACACUAAGAUCUGAAGACGGCCGUGGACAGGGUAUUGACAUAACAGUCCUCUGGUUGGCUCUCAAUGAGGAAUGCGAAGCUACGACCAAUAACAACGUGCAGCGUUUGUACGUCGCGUACAGUUUCCUGGGCCGCAGUGGUGCCGACCUGGAAACGCCCGUGAGCUUGCCGAAACCAAAUAAUUAUGUGGAUAAGUGUGUCUUCAACUUUAGAAAAUCAUUUCAGUUGAGCGACUGCGAUCUACCUUUGUUGGGGUAUAUGGCCAGAUGUAGGUCCGGAAACAGACGCAGACACGAUCCCAGAGAUUGCAUCGUGUUCGCAGUGAUCAGCGAGCCCCCAGAAGACCCGCUAGGUUUGGAUAGCUGCGAAGAUAUUGGGUACGCAUACUUGUACCUGGGCGACAUGGUGUCGUCGUCGGGCUGCAGCGACUCGUACACGGAGGUGGUGCCGGUGCGCUCCGCCCGAGACCGCUCCGCCGUCUGCGGGGUGCUCGCCCUCCGCCUCGACGGCCUCCACCUCGUGCGGAAGUGUCUGCUGCUGUCCAACUCGGGGCGAGAUUUCUCCAAUAGCUUGCGGUGA